CUACAGUGAGGACAGUUAGGUUAUAUUUACUGCUUUAGUUUAACUGUAAAACAAAAUGAAGCAGCAUUUCCUCACGUCGUGUCUCUUAACCCGAAGCGUUACUGUUGUUUUUAUUUAUUUUGUUUUUAAAUUUAUUUCGUUCAUGUCCGGUUGGUCCAGUCUCGUGCACGAGCGGUGAAACGCUGCUGCUGUGAUUUUUCCGCGCGCCUUGCUGCUCAUUCCUGGUAAAUAUGGCCGCAAAAACAAACCACUCGUUCGCAAUAAUUCGCAUCUAGCCUCAUUUUGGAGACGUUCACCGUAUCCUGAAACCUUUUUAAGUUUGACAUGUGAGACCGAUAAGUAAGUUCAAUAAAUUUACAACCUGUGGAGCUUUACACUAGUUACUGAAGUGAAGCUACAGUGGGGUCAGUUCAACAUAUUGGUGAAAGCUUGUAUUGUGUAUGUCUUAUGUCGACACUAUAUUGCUGUCAAAAGAGGUUACAUGAGACUGAACAAGCUACGUUAUGCGACACAUUUCUUCAACUAACUUGUUUUUCAGGAAGCAUGACAUGUAAUCUAGUUUAGAAGUGGACAUGUGACUUCCUCCCUCAGUAUCUUCCAGUCCUCCCGUCUGGUAAUGUCCUGUCCAGCUGUCCAGCUCCUCGGUGUUGGGGCCCCGGAGCCUCUGAUCCUCCUGCACCAGCGACUGUUGCUGGCAGAGCAGGAGACUGAAGGCCUUAUUAGAGACUUGUGUGAACUAGGUGUAUCUAGGGACCAAAUAUUGGAAUCUUCAGAGAGGUUGGGUUCUCUAAGUCCCCUGAAGAUGCGCUGGACUCUUGGAGAUGAGAGCAUCCUUUGGGAAAAAUAUGACUCUCUAGUGAAUCAGAUGUGUCGCAUUGAAAGUCUGCUACAGACCCUCAAACUCACUGUCUUCCGCCUUGAGACUGAUAGAGAGCUGGAUCCCUCUCACACAGCCCAUUUGAAGCAGCAGCUGGCAGCACUGCAGCGGGAGAGUCAGGAGGAGCAGCAGGCAUCCAGGAAGGAGCUGAUCAAGCUCCGGGAUCAACUUCUACAGGCUUACCAGGAGAGAGAUGAAGCUCGCACACAGGUGCAGAGGUUGGAGGACACACUGGAGGCAGCUGCUGCUGCUAAGCUGGAUGUGGCUUUGGCAGCUGAGGAGCUGAAAACUGUUAAAUUAGAGAUGAGUCAGAAACUGAUGGAGAUGACAGAGCAGAUGAUGCAGGAAUCCACCCGCUCCAAUGACGCCAUAAAAUCUUUCAGUGAGCUUCUCCGGAGGGUUGAAGACAUGGAGAGAGUGGUGGAGAUGGAGAGAAGACAGGCUCUGCUGCUGCAGACCGACUGCCAGGCCCGGCGUGUGGAGGUCCAGUCUAGCCGGCAGCAACUGGCAGAAGAAAAAGACAGAGGCCGACAGCUGGAGAAGCUCUGUCAGCAGCUCAAAGAACAGGCAGCAAUGAAGAACUCCCUUGUGUCUGAGUUGAAAACUGAAGUGAAAAGCGUUCAUGUGGCUCAUCAGAGGCAGCAGAUAGAGAACAAUAAACUGCUGAAAGAGGCCAGAGAACUGAGAGCUGCUGCUGACAGACUGCAGAUCCAGAAUAAACACCUUCAAAGCCAGUGUUCACAGCUCAGCUCAGCCCUGCGUUCACUCACAGCAGAGAAUGAGAAGCAACAGUUUGAGCAUCAGGCUUGCUUGAUGGCCGAGAGGAGUCGUGUGUUCAAGCAGCUUCAAGAGCAAGACCUGUUGCUGGAGGCAGCCCGAUGCAACGUUCAGACUGAGCUGCAGGUGGCGGUAACAGACAGCGUUCGCCUCCAGAAGGAGCUGGAGAAGUUAAAAGGAGAGCAUGCUCACCUCCUGCAGAGCUCCUCCAUCACUCAAGAAACAGCGGCCACUCAGAAGAAGCUACUAGAGCAAACCAUUGAGAGACUCCGGGAAGAGCUGAGCACAGUGAGGGAAGCAGAGGAGGCGAUGAGAAAAGACCUGGAGGCUGCAAAAAAUGAGCUAUGUCUGGUUGUCACUAAGCUGGAGGCUGAAAGAAGUGAUCUGGACACCCAGCUGAGGGAGGCCAGGCGGGAGGUGGGAUCUCUGAGCUCUGACCUACAGAACCAACAGGAUGAGAACAGGAGGCUCAUGGGAAAGGUGUCUGCUUUAGAACAGCAGCAGGAUGCAGUGCAGCAUGUUGACCAGACGCUGAAGGAUCUAUCUGACAAGAACAAGCUGACCUUUGAAAACAGGAAACUUAAGAUCAGCGAGCUGCUGGGUAUUUGUGGACCAGCAGAGGGUGUUGUCAGACCAACCUCCAUUAGCAGACUCCAGCUCAACAGCCAGACACCUCGUCAGGAGCUGGAGGGACGAGAACAGGAGCUGGUCACUCUCAAGAAGGACAGGAUGCAGGCUCAGAGAGAAAUCAGAAAACAUCAGGCUGAAGUGGAGAAACUCCAGGAACUCCUAACAUCUGCUCAUUGGAAGAACAACAGAGCUCUGGAGUCCUUGCAGAAGGCCUUUGUUACAGCCAGAGGCGACAACAAGAAGCUGGCCCACAGUUUGGAGCAGGCUGUGUUGACCAACAGCAGUUUACACAGGAAGCUGGAACAGGCUCGAGACCAGUACCAGGCUACCAUCAUGCUGAGAGAUGACGAGUUACGUGAAGCUCAGACAAAGAUAAGUCAUUUAUCUACAGAUCUGAGCGCUAUAAAGCAACGAAGUAGGGAAGACUAUCAAUCAUCCAUGAAGACGCUGCAUCGAGAAAUAUCAGAGCUAAAAAUGACAGUCAAAGAUUCAUCAACCAAGUCAAGUGAACUGUCCAAGACCAAUGAGGAUCUGCACAGACGGGUGUCUGAGCUGGAGCGUCUAGUGUCCAAACAGAAAGCCUGUAUUAGAGAGCAGAGGAGCCAACUGAGGCAGCAACAGAAGAGCAGAGAUUUACAGGACAGCUGUCAGAAAGUUGAGCAGAGGUUAGAAGAGAGGAUCAGGAAUCUGCUUGAGAAGGAGCAGACCGACGGUAAACUCCCAGAGGUCAGGAUGGAAUCUGAACAGGUUAUAAGCAAACGGGAGGCAGAGCUGGAGAGGUGGACUUCUACCAUCCAACGCUGGGAGGCCAAGAGAGAGCUGGCUCAGAUCGCUGGAGGGUACAAGCCUGUGAGGACACAGCUGAUAACACAACCACACUGAUGGUGACCAGCACAUACAGCAGUUUUUGAACGCACACACCUGAUCACAGACAGCGUGACAGUGAUCCUUUGUAUUUAUUCAAACAUUAAACAGCGACCAACAGAGAGGAAGAGAUAGCAGCCACAUGUGAACUAACAGCUGUAGAGUCAGACGUGUGUGUGUGAUAUCCUCCACAUUUAUCGAUCAGAAUUUAAUGUCAGUCAAGAUGGAAACAUGCACUCUCUUCAAAACAAGCUGUACAACCUAAACAUCUGAUAUACUUCUCCUCUGUACAAAGACUCUCAUUUUUUUGUACCAACAGAUUCUUUAUACAAAAGUAUUUUUAAAUAACACUGUGUACAAAUGUAUGAUUCUCCAUCUACCAUAGUUGCACUUUAAUAUGUACAGAGUGUUGCUUUGUGGUAUUUGGUGCGUUAACUGUGAAUAUAUGAGGUGAGGUCACACACUCACUUUA
Molecule: messenger RNA, 3620 nt
Organism: Amphiprion ocellaris (clown anemonefish)
Lineage: Eukaryota; Metazoa; Chordata; Actinopteri; Pomacentridae
Gene: ccdc150
Product: coiled-coil domain containing 150
Exons: 20
Coding region: 617-3166 (849 amino acids)
Source: RefSeq, a predicted model, not a curated record